Messenger RNA from Arabidopsis arenosa, 1037 nucleotides. The record is from the annotation of a GenBank genome assembly. NCBI's taxonomy places the organism in Eukaryota, Viridiplantae, Streptophyta, Magnoliopsida, Brassicales, Brassicaceae.
GGCGUCUCUCACGGCGUCGGAUUCCGCCGCCAUUCUCGCCUCCCCUCCUCAUGGGGAAGAGUAAGAAGCCUAAGAAGAGGUCCGCCGGUUCUCGGUCUCCUCCCGUGCGGAGCUCCUCGUCUCCGGUCCCUCAUGAUUCUCCGUCUGAUGAAGUCUGCACACUGUCGGCCCCGGGUUUGCCUUCGUCCUCUUCUCAUCCAAAGAAUGCCUCAGCCGUCGUCCAAGGGACAGGCUCAUCCAUUGUAGUAGAUCCAGUUGUUAGUCAUCCAGAUCUGGUCCAGAUUUGCGCCGAUUCUUCGCCUCUGGUCCCAAGUGAUUCUCAGGUUUUGCCUGCUCCGGCGACUCUUCCAGUUAAUGCCUCAGCCACUGUCAUAACGACAAGCUCAGCCAUUGUUAGAAACCUUGAAGUUGGCUCGCCAAUUUUAGGUCAAACCCCUGUUGUUGAUUUGAUUCAGGUCGACAGCGUCUCAGAUCCUUUGUCAGUCUCCAAUGGUGGAGAGGUUUCAAAGGAAGAGAAAGUUCCCACUGUCCCCAUUGUCCCCGUUGUUCCCUCAGCAGGCGAUUCAUGGGUGAAUUUAUUCUCUGGCCCCUCAACUAGAAGCUUAUCAAAGAAAGGCAACGGAGCUAGGAAGCCUUCAACAGCUAAAGCUUCUGCUCCUCUUCCUGCUGCUGGAAGUGUCCCUCAGAAAUCUUUAGCAAAACUCCCUCUUUUGAAGGUUGGGAGUUCAAAGCAGAUUUAUGUUGUCAAGGAGAAGCCUCACAGUCAGCCAGAGGGCUCCAAGUAUGCCUUGUCCCCAGGCGGGUCUGCCAAUCCGCUUGAUAAAGGUAAAGGAAAAGUAGAUGAGCUCUCGGGGAAGGAGCUUGUCUCCGAGGCUGAAGCAGACUCUUCUGAUGCCCCUUCUAGUGAAGAGGUUGAUGACGAUUAUGAGUCUGAAGAAGAGCAUGAGUAUCUGGAGGUAGUUUCAAAGAGAGAUCGGAGAAACUCCCGGGGCAUGGCCCCCAAAUUCCAGUAAUUGUCUAUGUGUAGAGACAUUUUU